Molecule: messenger RNA, 1694 nt
Organism: Zootoca vivipara (common lizard)
Lineage: Eukaryota; Metazoa; Chordata; Lepidosauria; Squamata; Lacertidae
Gene: RWDD2B
Product: RWD domain containing 2B
Molecular function (GO): protein binding
Source: RefSeq, a predicted model, not a curated record
AUUUCUUACCGUAGAAGGGCCGCUUUGCUGAGCAGGAACUUCCGGUGCGUUGGCUGCCGGGAAAGGACUCCCUGGGAGGAAGUCUGUGGUCCAGAUCUAAAGCGAACCGAAGGAUAAACAAGCCACAUCGAGUCCAGCUUCCGGGUUCGCUGUGCACUUUCCAGGACAGAAGGGAAGGCUGCUCGUAGGCGGGAACUUUGCUGAGAAAUCCAGGAAUCACAUAAACAUAUCUAAAAUGAGCGACUUGGAAGAGGCUGAACUACAACUUUCUGAAUUAGAUUUGCUUUCUAGUAUGUUCCCCAAUGAAGAUGAAUUUAAAGUGACUGACCAACUGGCUUUAGCAGAACUGAAGGAUCACAUUGACAGAUGCACCUUGGAAGUGCCAUCAUCAAAAAUACAGUUUACAUUGAAUUUAGAAUUAGACACUGCAGAUGGAAAUAAGAUUCCACUUUCUUUGUUUUGUGCUUUCCCAUUAAAAUACCCAGCUGUUCUUCCAGAAAUUACUAUCAGAUCUCCAUCUAUAAGCCGAUCACAGCAGGUACAGCUGAACACAGAUCUUAUAACCUACUUGAAGACACACUGUGCUGGUGAAGUCUGCAUAUUAAGUGCAAGAGAAUGGAUUAAAGAACAUGGCACUGCAUACAUCAGUAGAGAUCCCUCAUCUUCCAGCAUGAUGAAAUCAAGUAUUCAGAAGUCAGAUAAUGUUUUCACUAGACUAUGGAUUUACAGUCAUCACAUUUAUAACAAGCACAAAAGAAAGAAUAUAGUUGAUUGGGCUAAGGAACUCUCUCUGUCUGGAUUUAGCAUGCCUGGGAAACCAGGUAUCAUUUGUGUAGAGGGCCAGCAGAGCCUGUGUGAGGAGUUUUGGGCAAGAAUCAGAAGAUUAUCAUGGCAGAGAAUUUUAAUACGUCACAGAGAAGACAUUUGCUUAGAAGGAACUGAAGCUGAAAUGGGAAAACAAAAUAAAUUUUUUGCUUUUGAAGAAAAAAUAUUUGAUGCACAUGGUGCCAGAGGAAAUCACAUGGAUUUGGGACAAUUGUAUCAUUUUUUACUUGACAGUGGAUGUGGUGAUAUUUUUCAACUGUACUUUGGAGUUGAAGGACAAUAGAUCAUCAAGAGGUGGAAAAAAACACAUGGAACACUUAAAUGAAACUUUAGCAGUCCUCUGUGGGUGACAUGUAAUUGUGGUGUCCCGCUUCUGUUUAUGACAACAGGAUUGUACCUCCUCCUCUCCCCUUUUCAUCCCAAAUGUGUUGUGGGACCUUCUGCAGCAUUUUGGGGAGUGGGUUGGCAGGAGAAAAUCCAAUCGCAUCCACUGGUGUAAUGUUGGAUCUUGUCCUAUGCUUUUACCUUUUUAAAAAUAAAUAAAAUACUAAGAACUUUACUCAUUUACAUCUGAUAAAUUAUGAAUGUCCAAACAAGUUUGAUUUUAAUUUAAGAUAACAUUUUAAUGCUAAUGACAAACAAUGCUAAUGAUAAAGCAAUGCAGUUGAUCUAUUUAUCUAAAUAAUUCCCAUAAUCUCAAAUACCUAUGUAGCCUAAUCCUUUGCAGAAUUAAAAAACUCAUUGAAAUGAAUGGGCGUUGAUAAAACUAACUAUAUAGAAUUGAUUUGCUACACAGCAUUCUUCAGGUAUGAACUACUUCUAUCUGUUCUUCUCAUCUGCAAAUCACAAAAUACGAUAGCUAUUUUUUC